Molecule: messenger RNA, 1242 nt
Organism: Bombus terrestris (buff-tailed bumblebee)
Lineage: Eukaryota; Metazoa; Arthropoda; Insecta; Hymenoptera; Apidae
Exons: 3
Coding region: 277-570 (97 amino acids)
Source: RefSeq, a predicted model, not a curated record
UUUUUUUCUCAGCACAAACUUUUUUUUAUUUACGAAACCUAUGUCCAACGCCAGUGGCGAAAUCCAGGAUUGCACGUUUUCCAAUUCUGUCGGCUUCCGUUUCUGCAGGCCUCGAGGUUGCUCUUGGUCUUCAGGGUGGGGACGCUUGGCAGUGGCAAGGUCGUUAAAUGUGUGCAGGUAGAGGAAACGUCUCUCUAAACUGUUGUGUGCAGAGCGGCUUUCACUUUUGCUACGACCACGUUCGCGCUUUGGUCUACGUAGAAUACAGAUCGAAGUAUGGCAGCAAACCUUCUUACCUUGUUCACGUGUUUUUCUCUUUUAAUUUCUUUGGCGUUGAAUGGGGUGGCUUACGAUCCGAACGACAAAUCGCUGAAGGAUAUUCUGUUACCGGAAGGACAGUUCGAGGCAUUCUACUUGAAAGGGUCGCAGGAGGAAGAACAGAACGCCGUAAGGCCUCCGCAUUUGCAUGGCUCGUUUCAUCAAUACAAGAAUCCCGCCCUAGUCAGCGCACCGAACAGCGCUGCGUACGGUUUUCGCUUCGAUGGAAAGCGCCGUUUCAAUUACAAUUAAACGAAUCUAUCGAGAUUUGCAAUUGAAUAUAAUGCCACGCACAGAGAAUCUUCGCUGCGUUCGUAGCGUUCCGUGAUAUGACUCUAUUAUCUCUCUAUUAUCAUUUAGUUGUAUUAUGCAUUAGAGAGAUGCUAUUUAUUCAAUUGCAGCGACCAAGUUUCACGAUUAGAUCCCUCCUUCCUUUUUUUCUUUUUUCUUCAGGUAUAUAUUACUUCAUUAUCGAAACCGUGAAAAAAGCUUAAGUCGUUUCGCAGUAUGGCCAUCGAAACUUUUACGGCUAAUUGGGAAAAGUUUAACGAUAAACUAUCUGUGUGCGUAAGAAAUAUCAUCAACAUCGAAGUCAAAUUCUUGGAAUUACAGCUAUACUUUCGAUAAUUGAAAAUAAAUUACUCUUAAAUUGUAUCAUAUAAAGAAACGACAAUAUGUAUCAAAUUCCGUGAUCUACGACAAUUUACUAAAAUGUAGAACGCACGAUUUAAUUGGAAAUAAAAAAAAAACAAACCCUCUGUACAUCGCAUUAAAUUCAAUUAUGUACUUCGCAAUUUUCCAGUUUUCCCUGUCAUCGAGACGUUUUGCGGGACAUUUCCCAGGGGACCUUCUUUUUUUUGUUUUAUUAAAAACAAGAAAUUCUCGGACGCGAUCCACAUUCAUUUUCAACAAUUCCUUAUUAUA